AUGGCGUUGAGGAUACUAAGGACUUUAGCCCUGGUGCUAAGUGCGGCAUGCGUAUGUCGGUGCAUGCCUGCUGACGACAUCGAGAUGGAACUACGGAGCGGAGUCCUUAUUAAGAUGCUGAGGAUUACAAUAUGGAACAAGAAAUUGGAAAUGGUGAACCAGACGAAGGCAGACACGAUGAACCUUCCAGCGAAUUCGACAUCCAUUCGAGAGAACAUCACUGACACUUUCAGCUGCGAGAAUCGAACUUAUGGCUACUACGCGGACGUGGACAAUGAGUGCCAGAUUUUCCACGUGUGCCUGCCUUCGCAGGCCCCAACCGGUAGAAACAUGACGUACCGUUGGAGCUUCAUAUGCCCUGCAGAGACCGUGUUUAAUCAAGAAGUUUUGACUUGCACCAGACCACGUGACGCCAUUGCCUGCGAAGAUUCCCCAAUGUUUUACGACGUAAACAUGGAGUUCGGGAAAGUUUCUAAUAACAGCAAGGCGCAAGCGGCACCAGAGUCAAAACCAGAGUCUGAAAGUGAACCUUCUAAUAGUCCUGCAUCCAAUACAGAGGCGGUAGCAUCUACACCCCAGAGAUGGAACCAAGCAAACAGGAAGAAACAAAAUAUCGUCGCGCAAACUUUUCUCAAAGAUGGCAACAUUAAAUCAAGAAAGCAAGACAUUAAAGAUUACGGGAACAAAAUUAUGGAAGCGAUAAAAGAAAAUAUUAAAGACUACAAUCAUAAUGUAGUGCUAACGAUGAAUCAAGAAUUUAGUGAGCUUAACCAAGGAAUACAGGGCCUAAAAGAGGAAAUAAAAGAAGUUGAAAAGGAUAUUAUUAAUGAAACUGAUGAAAUAAAAGAAAGUGAAAAAGAAAAAACGCAGACGAUAAAAGAUAACGUUAAAGAGAUCAUACAAGAUGAAGAAGUCAUGGAUAAUAUUAAAAGGAUUAUUACAAAUGAACUGAAGCAGAGUGCAAUGCAAUCGGACGGCGAAAUCCAACCGAGCGAGAAUGAGCAGACCGUGGAACUGCCUCCUAGUGUAUUGAGGAACAUAGAAGCGAUGAAC
Molecule: messenger RNA, 1053 nt
Organism: Iphiclides podalirius (scarce swallowtail)
Lineage: Eukaryota; Metazoa; Arthropoda; Insecta; Lepidoptera; Papilionidae
Source: the annotation of a GenBank genome assembly